Messenger RNA from Tribolium madens (black flour beetle), 841 nucleotides. Its product is annotated as metallothionein-3-like. Bases 507 to 785 code for a protein of 92 amino acids. The record is from RefSeq and is a predicted model, not a curated record. The transcript is spliced from 4 exons. NCBI's taxonomy places the organism in Eukaryota, Metazoa, Arthropoda, Insecta, Coleoptera, Tenebrionidae.
UAAAAACACAAGCCACGACCUUGUUUCGUCGCAUUUCGAUCAAGUUCAUCAGACUAGCCCCACCAAUAUUUAAUAUAGUUGUUUAUACCAACGCGUAUAAUGGGUCUUCUGCUUAGUGUUGCUCACGCAGAAAACACCAAUACCGAAACUGAAAAUACAACUCCUGAAGACGAACAAAAGAAACAUUUACAGGAACAAAAGGUCAUCGAUCAACAACCGACAAGAAGUGACAUCUUUUGCGACAAGCUAAUUCUUGAUAUGUGUUGCAUUGCUUGCAACGAUUGUGGAACUUGUGAUUGCGAUUGUGAUAAUUGUGACUGUAGAUGUUGUGAUUUUGAUUAAAUAACGACCUUGAUUUUCCCGCUACGUAAACAUUGAUGCAACCACAACGACUAAUUAUAAAACGAAUAAAAACGAACAAUACCGAAAUUUAUUUUCGUCAAGUAACCAACAGCCCGCCUAUUUCUCUCGUUUUGUAUUUGUUGACAUAAUUAAUUUCCCUCAAGAUGGGUAUUUGUGUCAGUUCCGUAAUCCCGGCCAACAAUUCCACUCAGCCAGUCAAUACUGUGCAAGAAAUUGUUCAACAACAACCGAAAAGAACAAAGAAUUUCGAUGCCGAUGAUAAUCCUCUCGUGACAGCAGGUUGUUGUAUGUGUUGUCUCGAUCCAAAUUGUUGUUGUUGCGAUUGCUGUAAUUGCGGUGAUUGCCUUACGUGUCACUGGUGUUGUGACUGUUGUUCCGAGUGUGACGAGUGUUGUGGCGAGUGCCUCAAAAUGUGUUGUUAGCACUGUGUUUCCCCGUUUUAUUUCGUAUUUUUUAAUAAAGAAAACAUUCACGAAAA